AUGUUUCUUAGAGGCUUAAUAUUUCUGUUAUCUAUCAGUCAUUUAUUAGCGUCAGAAUCAUGGAAAAAACCUGGCUGCCAUAUUAGGGGUCACAAAAAAAAUAUAACUAUUCCGGAUUGUGUCAAGUUCGAGAUAACGACGAAUGCCUGCCGAGGAUACUGCGAGUCAUGGUCCUUACCCAGUAUUAUGUUUGGUUUCAAACGACAUCCGGUUACUUCUUUAGGGCAAUGUUGUAACAUUAUGGAAUCUGAGGACAUUCCAGUAAAAGUAUUGUGCUUAGAUGGAGAAAGAAAUUUAAUUUUCAAGUCGGCUGUUACUUGCGCCUGCUACCAUUGCCAGAAAGAGUAAAUCUCAAUAAUUUUACUGUUAUAAUAUAUUACUUAUGUAUUUAGUUAAUUAUGCAUUAACAUAAUUGUAUGAAACUGUAAAUAAGAACGAAAU
Messenger RNA from Vanessa atalanta (red admiral), 441 nucleotides. RefSeq names its product thyrostimulin alpha-2 subunit (gene Gpa2). Gene Ontology annotation, molecular function: hormone receptor binding. The transcript is spliced from 3 exons. Gene Ontology annotation, biological process: cell surface receptor signaling pathway. The record is from RefSeq and is a predicted model, not a curated record. Lineage: Eukaryota; Metazoa; Arthropoda; Insecta; Lepidoptera; Nymphalidae. Bases 1 to 348 code for a protein of 115 amino acids.